Molecule: messenger RNA, 4321 nt
Organism: Neoarius graeffei (lesser salmon catfish)
Lineage: Eukaryota; Metazoa; Chordata; Actinopteri; Siluriformes; Ariidae
Gene: bms1
Product: BMS1 ribosome biogenesis factor
Exons: 23
Coding region: 134-3934 (1266 amino acids)
Biological process (GO): endonucleolytic cleavage of tricistronic rRNA transcript (SSU-rRNA, 5.8S rRNA, LSU-rRNA); ribosome biogenesis; maturation of SSU-rRNA from tricistronic rRNA transcript (SSU-rRNA, 5.8S rRNA, LSU-rRNA)
Cellular component (GO): nucleus; 90S preribosome
Molecular function (GO): U3 snoRNA binding; GTP binding; GTPase activity
Source: RefSeq, a predicted model, not a curated record
GGUGCGCACGUGAAAAACACUACUGGUAGUCAGUCACGAUUUGGGAAUAUGGCAUGAUAGAAAUCACAGGGUCAGUUGAAUUUCGGCAUCAGUUGUUUUUAAGAACAAGGUCUUAAAGGUCUCGGGUGUGAAGAUGGAGGGAAAGGAGCAGAAACGGCAUCAGCAGAAGCAAAGUGGCCGCAAGGCUGAGAAGAAGAAGAAGAGGAAGCAGUUGGAUCAGGGUGCAGAGCUGGAGCAGGAUGAGCGAAAAAGAAAUCCAAAAGCAUUUGCGGUUCGUUCAGCUGUACGCAUGGCCAGGACCUUCCACAGGACCCAAGACAUAAAAGCUAAGAAACAUCAUAUACCUUUGGUAGACCGCACACCUUUGGAGCCACCACCUGUCGUGGUGGUUGUCAUGGGGCCUCCGAAAGUGGGCAAGAGCACCCUCAUCCGUUGCCUGAUCAAAAACUACACACGGCAGAAGCUUUCAGAUACCUGUGGCCCUGUAACUAUAGUAUCAGGGAAGAAACGACGUCUGACUUUUAUCGAGUGUAACAACGAUAUCAAUACUAUGAUAGAUUUGGCAAAGGUUGCCGACCUGGUCCUUAUGCUGAUAGAUGCUAGUUUUGGCUUUGAGAUGGAGACCUUUGAGUUCCUGAACAUCUGUCAGGUCCAUGGUUUCCCUCGUGUCAUGGGGGUGCUCACACAUUUGGACUCGUUCAAAAACACAAAGUCGCUCAAUAAGACCAAGAAACGCCUCAAACAUCGCUUCUGGACUGAAGUGUACCAGGGAGCCAAACUGUUUUACCUGUCUGGGAUGGUGUAUGGUGAGUACCAGACACAGGAAGUGAAGAACCUUGGACGAUUCAUUUCAGUCAUGAAGUUUAGACCCCUGGUGUGGCAAACCUCUCACCCUUAUGUUUUGGCUGAUCGGAUGGAAGAUCUAACUGAUCCAGAGGCGAUUCGAUUAGAUCCAAAAUGCGACAGAACUGUCUCUCUGUAUGGCUACCUGCGUGGGACAUUCCUGAAAAACAAAGGCCAAGUUCAUAUCCCAGGAGUAGGAGACUUCUCUCUAUCCGACGUCAGUUUUCUUCCUGACCCGUGUCCGCUGCCGGAGGUGCUGAAGAAGAGAGCGCUGAAUGAGAAGGAGAGGCUGCUCUACGCUCCCAUGUCUGGGGUUGGAGGAGUGGUGUAUGAUAAAGAUGCAGUGUACAUUGACAUGCCUAUUGGCCAUGUCAAACAGGACCAGGAGGAGGUGCGUCCUGCCACAGAGCUGAUGCAGUCCCUCAUGGGCACACAGGCUACUCUGGAUGUCAAGAUUGCUGCCAGCAAAGUUUCUCUGUUCACAGGAACUGCAGCACUGACCCCAGAGGAAGUGCAGGAGAAAAGCGGAAAGGAAGAACCUGUGGAGAGCCGAGUGUGGGACCCGGUGACUCAGAGAGAGAGGAGGAAAGCUGUCUUUAGUGAGGAAACCAAGAAAGACAAUCGUGAUGAGGAAGAGUCAGAUGAGGAAAGUGAAAGGGAGGAGGAGGAAGAAGAGGAGGAGGAGGAAGAAGAGGAGGAGGAGGAAGAUGAUUGGGAGGAAGAGGAGGAUGGAGAUGAUGAGGGCAGACUGGACAAGGGUGAAGUGGCAAAGUCUGAAAGGAAAACAAUGAAAGAAGAAGCUCCUCCCACGAAGAGACAGAAGUUGGAGGAAACUGGAAAAGACAGCAGGCCUGUAGUAGAGAUGCCUGCGUUUGCAGACAGUGAUGAUGACCUGGAGAAGAGUGAUGAAGAAGAAUCAGAAGAAGACACAGAUGAAAAGGAGGAGGAAAUGGAGGAAGAGAAAGAGAAGCCUAAGAAAAGAAGCUCUGCACCUCCAGACUCUGGUCACUGCUCUGAGGAGGAUAGUGAUGACGGCUAUGAAGGAGAGGAAGUGCAAGGCGAUAGCGACUCAGAAAUGGAAGAACAAGGAAAUGUUAAACCAGCCGUAAGAGAGGCUGCAAGGCUAAAGACAGCUCCUGAUGAUGAUGAUGAUGAGGAGGAGAUAGAAGAGAUAGAGGAGAUGGAUGUCGAAGACGAAGAAGAGCUUGGAUCUGAAACUCCUGGAGCACUCCGCUGGAAAGAAGAUUUGGCCCGGAAAGCCAUGGAAGCGCAUCAGAGACGACAACGUGCUACACCUAACCUACGCAAGCUGGUGUAUGGCACAGUGGUGGAGGAGGAGGAAGCAAACAGCGAGGAGGAGGAGUUGGGUGGGCUGUUCCGAGUUAGUCGGCCAGAGAAGAGUAAGAAAGUAAAAGUGGAUGCUGUGGACUGCUCACGUUUCCAGCCUGAUGCAAGCCACGACUGGGACCAGGAGGAGAUGUUGGCCUCCAUUAGAGACUGCUUUGUAACUGGAAAAUGGGAAGGAGACAAAGAUGCUACAACUCUGCUUAAAGAGGAUGAUGAAAUGUAUGGUGAUUUUGAGGACCUGGAAACUGGAGAGGUUCACAAAGCAAACUCUGGGAAAGGAGAUGAAGCUGAGGGAGAUGAGGAGGAGGAGGAUGAAGAAGAGGCACCGACGUUAGUGAAGGUUGAUGAUGAAGAAGCUCAGAAAAACAAGCGUCUGGAAAAGAAGAGGAGACUGAAGGAGAGGUUCAAUGCAGAAUAUGAUGAUGGAGAUGCUACCUACUUUGAUGACCUCAAAGAAGAGAUGCAGAAGCAGGCUGAGCUGAACAGGGCUGAGUUUGAGGAAAUGGAUGAUGAGUCUCGUGUUCAGUACGAGGGCUUCAGGCCUGGCAUGUACGUGCGCCUGGAAAUCUCUGCACUUCCGUGCGAGUUUGUUACCAACUUUGACCCACAUUAUCCAGUCAUAGUCGGUGCCUUGGGAGCCAGCGAAGGCAACAUAGGCUAUUUGCAGAUGCGUUUGAAGAAACACCGCUGGUAUAAUCGCAUCCUGAAGACCCGUGACCCACUCAUUCUGUCGUUAGGCUGGAGACGUUUCCAGACAAUUCCUCUCUACCACAUUGAAGAUCACAAUGGCCGUCACCGCUUGCUCAAAUACACUCCUGAACAUAUGCACUGUGGCGCCUCUAUCUGGGGACCUCUCACACCCCAGGGCACAGGCUUUCUUGCUGUUCAGUGUGUUGCAGGGACUCGAGCCAAUUUCCGCAUUGCAGCCACUGGAGUUGUCUUGGACUUGGACAAAUCUGUGACCGUUGUGAAGAAGCUGAAGCUGAUUGGAUACCCAUAUAAGAUUUUUAAGAACACCUGCUUUAUACAGGGAAUGUUUAAUACAGUCCUGGAGGUCGCAAAAUUCGAGGGUGCCUCUAUCCGCACGGUCAGUGGGAUCAAAGGUCAGAUUAAAAAGGCUCUGCGGUCACCGCCUGGGGCCUUCCGAGCAACGUUCGAAGACAGACUCCUCAUGAGUGAUAUUGUGUUCCUGCGCUCCUGGUAUCCUGUCUCAGUUCCUCAGCUGUAUAACCCAGUGACAUCUCUGCUGAUGUCUGUUGGUCAGAAGGACACAUGGAUGGGUAUGAGGACCCUUGGGCAUCUUAAACAUGACUUGGGAAUAAGGAACCAACCCAAUCAAGACUCUCUGUACAAGCCCAUUGUGAGGCAGAAGCGACACUUCAACCCCCUCCAUAUCCCCAAAGAGCUGCAGAAGGCUUUGCCAUUUAAGAGCAAACCCAAAAAGCAGGAGGCCAAGGGCAAAAUCCCCCGGGACCUGAUGAGACCCGCCGUGAUCCGGGAGCCGCACGAGAGGAAGGUGGCAGCAUUGCUCAACGCCCUGAGCACAGUCUACUCUUACAAGACAAAGAAGGCUCAAGCAGAGCAGCACAUGAAGCACAAAGAAUUCCUGAAGAAGAAGGAGAAGCAGGAGGCAGAGAAGCUGAAGAGGCAGAAGGAAGAACGAAAAAAGGUAUACCGUGCUAUGGGACAGAAGGAGAAGAAGAAACUCAAAGCCAGCCUGAAAGGAGCCUCUAAUGAUAACUGAACAUGCUGUACCUAGCGCUGCUGGACUUCAGCUCAGCGUUCACUGGACCCCCAACGUCUGGCUGUGUCACUCACUGUCUUUUCACCAGAUGUGCAGGUUCUAGUGUGGAGAUUUUCAAUGUUAUGUGAGAUGGAGCUGAGUCGUGUAUGUAUUUAAUCAAAGAAACAAGGAUCGCAUGUCAUGGUGCUACUGGCCAGCUGUUUGACUCAAAUGUGAGGAUUUAUAGGCACCAUUCACAUGUGACCAUCACAUUCGUCUCAGAAAUGUGGGUUGCUAUAUAGAUUUAUUGGUUUUCUUAUUCCUGAAAGUCAUGUCCGUUUGAUAUCAUGUAAAUGCUUUGUAAUGUUGGUUUUAAUAAAAGUAACUAAUGUGUAUUUCCUGACAUAA